Messenger RNA from Sinocyclocheilus grahami, 4609 nucleotides. Its product is annotated as roundabout, axon guidance receptor, homolog 2 (Drosophila). The transcript is spliced from 26 exons. Bases 608 to 4609 code for a protein of 1333 amino acids. The record is from RefSeq and is a predicted model, not a curated record. NCBI's taxonomy places the organism in Eukaryota, Metazoa, Chordata, Actinopteri, Cypriniformes, Cyprinidae. Gene Ontology annotation, molecular function: protein binding.
UGCAUCUCUCUGCCAUCCUGCCCUCGCUCUCCCUCUCUCCUGGCGCAUCCCUUGUGACCCACGGUGCAUGUUAUUUCCUCCCCACCUCCUUUUCCUCUCUGGAAACUCCUCCACAUAGACGAACACACGCUGUGGAGCUUUUUGGAGUGCAAAGCGGGAAAACAAGAAGGAUUGUGUGGGAGAUUUCUCACUGUGGACUGGGACAGAUCCACUACUGCAGGGAAAACAGCGUACGGCUUUGGACAGCGGUGGCAGCAGCGAGAGGGAGCGUGUGUGUGCAUGCAUCCAUGCGCAUGUUUCGAGGGAAGACUGAGCUGCGCUGUGCUUCUCACACGCUCAUUCUCUCACUCUCGGAUGAUGAAGGCUCUCGAUCUCGUAUGAUGGAGCUUGACUGAGAAGCGGGUCUCACUCUCACACGUGCGCUCUUAGGCGGGCAGAGCUCGGGAGCUCUCGGCAGCGUGGUGGAGGCACACGCACACUUCACGCUUGCUUCUGGACUGUGACCGAUGACCGGACAUACGAGCCAGGUUCCGUGCGCCCCUCGUGCUCCAGCGGGCAUAAAUACGGGCAGGUGAAGGACCUUCACCUUCUAUCCCUGAGACCUGAGAUGUUCCUCCUCUCUCCUGUGAGAGUCACUUUGUUUCUGCUGGUCUUCCUGGACAUUCCCCAUCCGUCCCUUCAGGGCAGGAAUAAGGGCAGAUGGAACAAGGGGGGAUCCCGUCUACGGCAGGAAGAUUCUCCACCUCGGAUCGUAGAACACCCUUCCGAUCUGAUUGUUUCCAAGGGCGAACCAGCCACCCUAAACUGCAAGGCGGAGGGGCGGCCCACCCCUACCGUAGAGUGGUAUAAGGAUGGAGAACGAGUUGAAACCGAUAAAGAUGACCCUCGAUCCCACCGCAUGCUCCUGCCCAGCGGCUCGCUCUUCUUCCUGCGUAUCGUACAUGGCCGUCGAAGCAAACCUGACGAGGGGGCGUACGUUUGUGUGGCACGCAAUUACUUGGGGGAAGCAGUCAGUCGAAACGCCUCACUGGAAGUAGCAUUGUUACGUGAUGAUUUCAGACAGAACCCUACGGAUGUGGUGGUGGCUGCUGGAGAGCCGGCCAUCCUGGAGUGCGUUCCCCCUCGUGGACACCCGGAACCCACCAUCUACUGGAAGAAAGACAAAGUACGAAUCGAUGAGAAGGAUGACAGGAUCAAGAUCCGUGGAGGGAAGCUGAUGAUCUCCAACACGAGGAAAAGUGACGCUGGCAUGUACAUCUGCGUGGGGACCAACAUGGUCGGCGAGAGAGACAGUGAGACGGCCCAGGUCACCGUGUUCGAGAGGCCCACGUUCCUACGACGACCCAUUAACCAGGUGGUUCUGGAGGAGGAGGCAGUGGAGUUUCGCUGUCAGGUGCAGGGAGACCCGCAGCCUACCAUCCGCUGGAAAAAAGACGAAAUUGAUGUCCCCCGUGGGAGGUAUGAUAUUAAAUAUGAUAAAGACGACUAUGUGUUGAGGAUAAAGAAGGCAGCAGCAAGUGAUGAAGGAACCUUCACCUGUGUAGCUGAGAACAGAGUUGGCAAAACGGAGGCGUCCGCCACCCUCACGGUCAGAGCUCGCCCUGUCGCCGCACCGCAGUUCGUGAUCCGGCCGCGGGAUCAGAUUGUGGCACAGGGACGGACCGCCAGUUUCCCCUGUGAGACCAAAGGAAACCCACAGCCGGCGGUCUUCUGGCAGAAGGAAGGAAGUCAGAACCUCCUGUUUCCAAAUCAACCGCAGCAGCCCAACAGUCGUUUCUCGGUGUCGCCCAGUGGAGAUUUGACCAUCACGGCGGUCCAGCGGGCAGACGCGGGAUACUAUAUCUGCCAGGCCCUGACGGUGGCGGGCAGCAUCCUGGCCAAAGCACAGCUUGAGGUCACAGACGUGCUGACCGAUCGUCCUCCCCCCAUCAUCCGGCAGGGUCCAGCUAACCAGACUCUGGGUGUAGACAGUGUGGCUCUUCUGAGAUGCCAUGCAUCUGGAGAACCGGUUCCAACCAUCAGCUGGCUGAAGGAUGGGGUCAGCCUGCUGGGCAAAGACCCUCGCAUGUCCCUGCAGGACCUUGGCAGCCUGCAGAUCAAGGGUUUGCGGCUCUCUGAUUCUGGUAUCUAUACUUGUGUGGCAGCAAGUUCUAGUGGGGAAACAUCUUGGAGUGCUUUCUUGGAAGUCAAAGAGUCUGGAAGUCUUGUUGUAGUUAAAGACCGGGAUGAGAACGAGCUCCCAGGUCCUCCAUCCAAACCUCAGGUCACAGACGUCACUAAAAACAGCGUGUCGUUGUCCUGGCAGCCUGGCCUUCCUGGAGCGUCACCCAUCUCAUCAUAUGUUAUUGAGGCUUUCAGCCAAUCGGUGAGCAACAGCUGGCAGACUGUAGCCGAUCAUGUCAAGACCACCCAGUACACCAUUAAGGGUCUUCGCCCCAACACCAUCUACCUGUUCAUGGUGCGAGCAGUCAACGUCCAAGGCCUGAGUGACCCGAGCCCCAUGUCCGAACCCGUCCGCACUCAAGAUAUAAGUCCUCCAGCUCAGGGAGUGGAUCACAGACACGUGCAGAAGGAGUUGGGUGAGGUUAUUGUGCGGCUACACAACCCUGUGGUCCUCAGCCCCACCACCAUACAGGUCACAUGGACGGUUGACCGGCAAUCUCAAUUCAUCCAGGGCUACAGGGUUUUGUACAGGCAGAUGUUAGGGCUGUCCUCCCCAGGAGCGUGGCAGAAUCAGGAUGUGAAAGUCCCCUCUGAGAGGAGCAUGGUGCUCUCGGCUCUGAAGAAAGGCAUCGUCUACGAGAUCAAAGUCCGUCCGUACUUCAACGAGUUCCAGGGCAUGGACAGCGAGUCCCGAACGGCAAGAACAACAGAGGAAGCGCCCAGUGCUCCUCCUCAGCAGGUGACGGUCCUCACGGUGGGCAAUCAGAACAGCACAUCCAUCAGUAUCUCCUGGGACCCUCCUCCUGCAGAGCAUCAGAAUGGCAUAAUCCAGGAAUAUAAGAUCUGGUGUUUAGGGAACGAGAGCCGUUUCCAUGUAAAUAAGACGGUGGAUGCAGCCAUCCGCUCAGUGGUGGUGGGGGGUCUCCAGGCGGGGGUCCAGUACCGAGUGGAGGUGGCCGCCAGCACCAGCGCUGGGGUGGGGGUGAAGAGCGAACCACAAACCAUCAUUAUUGGUAAAGACUUCCGGGAUGUGAUCAUGAGCAGGAACAACAGCAUCACGGAGCAGAUCACGGACGUGGUGAAGCAGCCGGCCUUCAUCGCGGGCAUCGGAGGGGCCUGCUGGGUUAUUCUGAUGGGCUUCAGCAUCUGGCUCUACUGGAGGAGAAAGAAGAGAAAGGGUCUCAGCAAUUACGCAGUUCAGUCGUUCACCUUCACCCCUGCAGUGACAUUCCAGCGUGUUGAUGGAGGCUUGAUGAGCAACGGGAGUCGUCCUGGUCUGCUGAAUGCCAGUGAUUCGGGAUACCCCUGGCUCGCUGACUCCUGGCCGGCCACCAGUCUGACUGUGAACAGCGGUUCUGGAGGACCCAACGACCUCAACAACUUUGGCCGUGGAGAAGUGAUGCCCAGCACCCAGGCCGAUAAGACGGGCACCAUGCUUUCUGACGGAGCCAUUUACAGCAGCAUCGACUUCACUACCAAAGGUGGAUUUGGCAGUCCAAGCCCCGCCUCCCAGGCCACGCCCUACGCCACCACCCAGAUCCUCCAUUCCAACAGCAUUCACGAGCUGGCCGUCGAUCUGCCUGAGGCCCAGUGGAAGACCUCCCUACAGGCCAAGCAGGAAAUGGCCAGCCUGGGCUACUCACUGCCAGACAAGAACUCCUGCAACAACACACUCCUUUUCAUUCCUGACUACCGAUUGGCUGAUGGAUUGUGUAAUAGAAUGCCGCACAACCAAUCACAGGAUUUCAGCACCACCAGCUCCCACAACAGCUCAGAUCGGAGCAACAGUCUGUCAGGUGGGAAAGGCGGAAAGAAGAAGAAGACCAAAACAAACGCCAAGCCCACCAAGAUGAAUGGCUCCAACUGGGCUAAUGUUCCACUCCCUCCCCCUCCUAUCCACCCUCUUCCAGGCACAGAGAUGGACCACUAUGCCUCAGAGCACCAUGACGGAGGAGGAUAUGAUAGUGAUGGUUGGGGCCCACCCUUGCCCGUGCAGACGUACCUCCAUCAGGGUUUAGAGGAUGAGCUGGAGGAAGAGGAAGAACGGGUACCCACUCCUCCCAUAAGGGGUGUGGCCUCCUCCCCUGCAGCAGUUUCCUUUGGCAAGCAGUCCACAGCCACACUGAGCCCAUCCCCACGUGAAGAAAUACAGCCCAUGCUCCAAGCCCACUUAGAUGAGCUAACCCGUGCUUACCAAUUGGACAUGGCUAAACAGACUUGGCACAUGCAGGGUGGGCCUUACCCGCCCCUGGCCCCUGCACCGCCCGUGGGUUAUAUCUCCAGCACCCUAGUGUCUGAUAUUGAGACAGACCUUCCUGACGAAGAUGACGAUGAGGAGGACGAAGGAUAUGAGAUGUCUCCGCCAAUUAGGGGUAUCGAACACACGCCAGGCUCCAGCAUGGACAACUUGGACAGCUCUGUUACGGGUAAGCGUACAUUUUUGUGA